CUAGAGAACUGGCUGCCUUACCUGCCACACAAGGGAGGGGUUUAGCUCUAACAAACCCGGAAGGAACAAUAGGCUGCGUUUGGAAGAGAAGCGCUUGAGGGAGAGACAGGGACCUGUUCCCGUCAGUCAGGAGCGGCGGAUUUUAUGCUUUUCACGUUGCCUUAACGCUGAGCAGCAGAAAGUGACGGCGAGAGGAGGCGCAAUGUGGACGCGCCGGUGGAUACAGUUUCUCGUCCUGUGUCUCCACUUGUGGGUGACGGUGGAAGGUUAUCUAGGAGUCUUCAGGGGUGAUGUGAAUGAAACAAUCACUUUGUCUUGUAACAACGUCACAGAACUUACAGCAUGGUUUAAAGACAACAACUCUGGAGUAGUACUAGCUUGUGACGGUGAUAACUCAUCAGAUGGCCGCUUCUCUAGAAUUAAUGGGUCUUCCCUUGUGAUAACAAUGCUGCAGAUACAGGAUGAAGGGAACUACUCAUGUAGUAAAUGCUCGGAGGAUAAAAGCUCUCAGGCCUAUAUACAACUCAAGGUUUCUAGUGGACCAUAUAAUGUGCUUGCUGACAUCUCUCCUACCAGAACUCUACCAAAUGGUACAAUUUACACCUCCGUGGGCUCUAAUCUCUCCUUUGGAUGCUCCAGCAACUCUUACCCAGCACCAGAUCUAGAGAUUGUGCUGCAAAGAACAGAUGCAAAUCCAGAACCAUUUCCCUCCAUUAAAGGGGACAACUCCCUUCAGUUUAAUUUAAUCAAUGUUGCUUCUAAUUACCAAGGAAACUAUACAUGUUCAGCAGUGAAUCCUCUCUCUGGUCGAAAGUUGAACUCUACCCGUCAGCUUUUAGUUUACCGUCCACCAAUUACUCCAAUCAAAUGCUAUGCAAAUAAUUCACUGGGAUUCUCUAAGAUGCUCCUCUCAUGCAGUUGGCCAGGAGGAUACCCAGAUCCAUUACUGCAGUGGGAACAAGAUGGCAAAAUUAUAGCAAAUGAAAGUUUUGCUGCCAACACUAAAGACACAUUGGUGACAUACCUUAACAGUUCCAGUCUGAGAGUCCGUCAGCAGUUUCAGUGCAGUGGCAAACAUCUCUCAACCAAAGAAAACAACAUGAAGACAUGUCAGAUUCAAAUAGAUCUUCCUUUGCUGGAAUCUCAGCCAAUGCGGACCUGUUUCACAGGGGAGAACGUGACCCUAUCCUGUUCUGUGUCUGGUGCUGUUCCAUCUGCUACAAUUACUUGGUUGCGUAACAUAAGCGACCCUGAAUCUGACAUACAGCCUGGAAAAAAAUACCUAAUCUCCCAGAAGGAUUCUCUUUCUUACCUUACUAUAUUGAACUGUUCCCAUGAAGAGGAUGAGGGAUACUAUACUUGCAAAGCAGAGAAUGUCUUGGGCAUAAAAGAGAUUAAUGUAUGGUUGACAGUGAAUAAGCCGCAUAAUAUUGUUGGACUGGUGACUGCUUUGCUGCUUCUGUUUUUGCUGGUGGUGGCCAUUAUCACAGGCACUGUUUUGUACUGUGAUCCUCAGAUAUAUCUGAAAGCAAAUCCCUUUAGAUCUGGAGCCACUGAUGUCUUGGUCUUGGUGGACUCUGAAGAUGAAGAGAAUGAAGAAGUUUUUGAUACUGCUGAAAGUGUGCAGUACACAGACAUAGUUCCCAACGUUCCUCCUCCUGCUGCAAAUGGACAUCUAAGCAAGCACGAAGUCAUGUUCCAUCGUCCCCCUGAAAGUACCAGCUCUGAUCUGUUCAGCGAGGUUUCAGAUGACACCGGAGAAGAGAAUCAAAACGAAGAGAUUUAAUAUUGAAGAUCUGUUCCAUAACAGGCGGGAUUCAGCCUACUCUCUAGUGUACAUGUUCCUUACAAUGACAAAAAACUUGAGUUUUGUAUGCUUUCCCCACUAUAAUCUUUGCUUUGUUUCACUGAUCCAGGAAUCACCUCCAGCUCUUGGAGUCUUCACACUAGCAGAGGGAGUAGCAAUGCACUGCUGGAGAUCCGAGAGGUUGCUAGGCUGGCUAACCACUCAGAUAUCUUUUUAUUACCUCCUAAGGAGGAUGAUUGAGCUAAUUUUAUUGCUAAUCUGAAUGUAUUGUGGUCAUGCCUAGGAGCUGUGCUUCUAGGAAUUUAACAUUUUUUAGAUCUUGUCUUGGGCCACUUUUUUAUUCUGCUAUUCUGUUUUAAACCUUUUUUAAUUAUACUGCAAAGUAAACAAAAUCUGUUUGUGUUGC
Messenger RNA from Xenopus laevis (African clawed frog), 2213 nucleotides. RefSeq names its product V-set and immunoglobulin domain containing 10 L homeolog (gene vsig10.L). Gene Ontology annotation, cellular component: plasma membrane; cell-cell junction; membrane. Gene Ontology annotation, molecular function: cell adhesion molecule binding. The transcript has 10 exons. The coding region runs from base 203 to 1786 and encodes 527 amino acids. Gene Ontology annotation, biological process: cell-cell adhesion; synapse assembly. NCBI's taxonomy places the organism in Eukaryota, Metazoa, Chordata, Amphibia, Anura, Pipidae. The record is from RefSeq and is a predicted model, not a curated record.